Messenger RNA from Priapulus caudatus, 3234 nucleotides. Its product is annotated as caldesmon-like. Gene Ontology annotation, cellular component: neuron projection; cytoplasm. Lineage: Eukaryota; Metazoa; Priapulida; Priapulimorpha; Priapulimorphida; Priapulidae. The record is from RefSeq and is a predicted model, not a curated record. Gene Ontology annotation, biological process: regulation of microtubule polymerization or depolymerization; neuron projection development; microtubule depolymerization. The coding region runs from base 116 to 847 and encodes 243 amino acids. Gene Ontology annotation, molecular function: tubulin binding. The transcript has 7 exons.
GGUUUGAAAGAAGACAUGCCCAGCCACUGAAGCACUAGUUGAAUUCUGCUCCUGUGCCUUACUUAUUUUUUGAGCACGAGACCAGGAACCGACCGAUUACAAAAAAACUGCAAUCAUGUCGCAAGAAGUGAAGGCAUCGAACAAUGGCAACAUGGCGUUUGACGUCAUCCUCGCGCCGGCAUCGUCGCCGCGGCCCAACAGCCCGCCAAAGAGGAAGGUUUUGAGCAUGGACGACAUAUCGAGCAGGCUGCUGGCUGCUGAGGAGCGAAGGAAGUCGCUGGAGGCAUCCAAGCUGACAUCGCUGUCGGACAAGCUCGCGAAGGCCGAGCAGGCGCAGGCGAAGAAGGCUGAGGAGGAGGAGAAGUUUGUUGCUGAGGCUGAGGCGAAGCUGCAGAAGAAGAUGGAGGCGAACAAGGAGAAGCGUGAGGCGCAGUUCCGAGCCCUGCAGGAUCGCCUGAAGGAGCACGAGCGACACGUGGAGGAGGUUCGGCUUGCCGGGGAGAAGUACGUGGAUGCGAUGUCGACGAAGCACCGCAUGCAGAUCGACAAGAAGCUGGAGGCGGCGGAGGAGAAUCGCUGCGCGCAGAUACGCAGCGUGAUGAGCAAGCUGAAAGAACACGAGAAGCGUGUGAUCGAGGCGAGGCAGCAGAGUGAGGUCAUCGUCGCCGAGCAGAGCCGCGAGAUCAUGGAAAAGCUGAUGAAAAAGAUGGAGGAUGCUCUCGCUAACCGCGACAACCAGAUGAAGAGUCUGCAGGAUAAGAUCAAGGAGCACGAGAGGCACUGCGAGGACGUUCGUCGCGCGAAGAUGCAAGCCGGUGACAACGUCGGCACUGAGAUCACCGCCUAGGCUCCGCCCACAUUGACAACUGGACAUCAGGCAGUGGAAAUUACCCGAGUUCUACCCAAUUAAAACCGCUAAUGCUUCUUAAAGGUUCUUCCGGAACCACCUGCAGGCGUUUUUGAGUUUGCGUCGGUGGAGUUUGCAACGAUGAUGAGACGCGUAGCUGAUUGGGUACGGUGAAUUUCGGACUGCAAACUUCGAUCAAUCGCGCAACGAAAGGCGCACGUAUUUGCGGAUGGUGUAUUAAUGGAAAUGUGCGCACGGUUUCUUGUCUAACCUGCAUACCACUACUUAAGCACGAAGGGUCGUUGUCAUAUAGGGUACUACAUAUAUGUACCCGAGCUACGUAUAUGUAUACCAGCCUUAGGGUUAGGGUACACUUCUGUAUACAUCGUAUACACUUAUGUACCUCGGGUACAUAUAUACGACAACGACCCCUUCAGCACUACUUAACUACACUGCGCGUCGUAAUGGCAAUCAAAUACAACCAAAUACCGCUCUGAUUUAGAGCUCCACACAUGGAACAUGGGUAUGAUCAUGUUACAGUGGUGCGUACGCCGCACGUACGUGUAUCCAACCUAUGAUCCAUGUAUCCUGUAACGUUCAUGUCACAUGAUCUUAUAUGAUGAAACGCGUGCUAUACCGACACGAAGUCCCGGUGCAUUGUGUUACUGUUGUCUGCGUGCCUGCAGUAAUUUCUAGCACCUUGAAUUCAAGUAGAAGAUGAAUGCGCAAUUGUCUCGACAUAUAAACGGGCCCAAUUGGCGUGGGCCAUAGCUUAACUGAUAGAUAUCGUCACAAGGAAGAGUGAAUGUUGCACCCCAAACUAUGUGCAAAGCUGGGGGGUGGUAACACUUGUGGUGUUAAUAAAACUCGUUUGGCCUUUAAUAUUGUACUCCUAUAUACUGUACAUUCCAUAUUGCUGUACAUUUAGCUUCUGUGUGCCUCGUUGGUGGUCAAUAGGGAAGCAUUCUCACUCUGCAGUCGGAUGCUAUUGGCGUUGUGUAGGUCACCAAGGUCGUUGGCUGUCACCGUACAAAUCCGAAGCUCAACUGUGCAUUCAUUCCCUACACCAAGCUACAGCUACAGCUGCUGUGUCACUGUGGCACACUGCUAAAAAAAAUUUUUAGGGUCAUGCUGCUUUUCAUGGAAAUGUCGUUAUUUAGGAAAUCGUUUUGGAGUUUGAGCCUAAUGCAGCCCCGCGUAAAACUGACUGCACGAAACAUUUGCUUUUCAACAUGGAGAGGCCCUGUCCCAUCUUUACUUGUGCAUGGGUCUUCGAGUGUGUGAGUGUGUAUGUAUGUGUGUGUGAUUCUAGGGGUGGGGUUAGAGAUGACUGUCUGUACCUUCGCACACUUGCCUACAGUUCGGGUGAGUUGUCAGGGGGGAGCUUAGAUGUAUCUUUAGUAGUGUGUUCGGCGCGUACGCGGUGAAAUACCUGAUCGUUUCAUCGGUUAUGCGAUUUUGUGACGAGGCGUAGAGCUAGGGUGUGUGUGAGGAUACGUGGUUUAGUAUUGCUAUCCAGUUUCACAAGUGUCUGUGUGUACGUACACUCGUGUGGUUAUCCAUCGUCUGCUGCACUGUGUGGUAUUUGCAUUGGAACGCGUAUAUAUAUCCGAUGCUGUAAUGUAUACGCUGUAUUUCUCCGAUAUUUUUUGUAAGCUAAGAUCUCUUGUAUUCCAUGAUAACCUUUUGGUUUCUGUCACAUUCUGUAUUUAGAGGCCAAGCGUACACAUGUGGUAAAUGUUUUUUGUAUACUGCCAUUUAAAAGCGUUUUAAGCUUAACAUUUUGUAUUAGUUUUUGAAGUAAUUUCUCGCCUGCAAUUUUUUGCCUUUCUACAUGAUUUUUGUAUAAUUCGAGUUCGAUAUUUCCCCGUGUAUAUUUUACUGUUAUGCGUAGCAAUGUUAUAUUUUUCUACAAGUGUAGCUCCAUUCGUUAGUCAUUUAAAAGUUUCCUUUCUCGUAAAGAGUUUUUUCUCCCGAACUUGUAAGUGUAAACUGCUGGUUGAUUGAGCUUCCUGCCAGUAAGUAACAAGUUGUAGAGCAUGGAAUUGGAGAUAUUUCUACCGGUGUCGCCAUCUUGUGGCAAAUGUUCGCAAGUUUACGCUAUAUGUAACCACUACGGCAACCGAUUACAGUAUUACACCAUUCUUCAUCGCGUUUUACGUUUACGGAUAAAUCUAGAUUUUCCCCGGUAAUACGGGUGUUAAAUUAAGCUCGACUACACAUUGUCUCUGUGUCAUACGACGCUUGUAUGCCCAGCUUAUAUACAUUACAGUCAGUAUUACCUAUCGGUCAGUGGCUUUUCCGGUAUGCUACAGCGCCGGUUUUCAACACUAUUCAUUUGUGCGAAUUACAUUCUGUAAUUUAAUAAACCUUGGUUUUGCUGUAAA